This is a messenger RNA of Oreochromis aureus, 2572 nucleotides long. Its product is annotated as E3 ubiquitin-protein ligase TRIM21-like. The coding region runs from base 276 to 1937 and encodes 553 amino acids. Gene Ontology annotation, molecular function: zinc ion binding; protein binding. The record is from RefSeq and is a predicted model, not a curated record. NCBI's taxonomy places the organism in Eukaryota, Metazoa, Chordata, Actinopteri, Cichliformes, Cichlidae. The transcript is spliced from 2 exons.
CCAGGUGAGUUUCUCCUGAUCACCCGAGGCCGUCAUUACUGUGUGAACUUUACCCACACACCACUCCUCACACCUCCACCCACUGCACACAGUCACUGAGUACAGACCGGCUGUUUCCUGUAAAGCGAGAGGAAGGAAGAGAACAAAAACGAGAAGUUCAGCGUCAUUUUGCAGAAGUGAAAGUGUGAGAGAGCAGCAGCAGAGCUGCAGUCGAGUCCUGUUUGUCUCUAAAAGAAGAGUCCAUCAGGUUUCUCUCAGCAACAGUGAGUGCAGACAUGUCUGCUGCCAGCAAUCAGCGAUCUGAAGAUCAGUUUCUGUGCUCCAUCUGUCUGGAUGUGUUCACUGAUCCAGUCAGCACACCAUGUGGACACAACUUCUGCAAAACCUGCAUCAGUCAGCACUGGGACAUGAAUCAGAGCUGUAAGUGUCCCAUGUGUAACGAGACUUUCAACAUUAGACCUCAGCUGAGGGUCAACACCUUCAUCUCUGAGGUGGUUGCUCAGUUCAGACGUGAAGCUCAGCAGAAAGCCAGCAGCAGCAGCUCAGAGCAACAAGCUGCCAAACCAGGAGAAGUUCCCUGUGACUUCUGCACUGGAACCAAACUGAAGGCCCUGAAGUCCUGCCUGGUGUGUCAGACCUCCUACUGUCAGACUCACCUGGAGCCUCAUCUGACAAAGGAAGCUCUGAAAAGACAUCAACUGAUUGAUGUUGUGGAGAACCUGGAAGGCAGGAUGUGUACGAAGCACGAUAAACCUCUGGAGCUGUUCUGUAAGACCGACCAGACAUGUGUCUGCACACUCUGCUCUGUUUUAGACCACAAGAACCACGAGUUUGUUCCUCUGAGAGACGAAUAUGAAGGAAAGAAGGCAGAGCUGGAGAAGACAGAGGCUGAGAUUCAGCAGAUGAUCCAGAAGAGACGACUGAAGAUUCAGGAGGUCACAGAGUCGGUGAAGAUGAGUAAAGAUGCUGCAGACAGACAGAAAGCAGAAGGUGUUCAGGUCUUCACUGCUCUGAUGGAGUCUGUUGAGAGACGCCUGAAAAAGUUCAUAAAGGAGAUCGAAGACAAACAGGAAGCUACAGAGAAACAGGCUAAAGGUCUCAUCAAAGAUCUGGAACAGGAAAUCUCUGAGCUGAUGGAGAGAAGUUCUAAGGUGGAGCAAAUCUCAUGCUCUGAAGACCACCUCCACCUCCUCCAAAGUUUCUCCUCCCUGAAAGCUGCUCCACCAACCAAGGGCUGGACAGAGGUCAGAGUGCGUCCACCAUCAUAUGAGGGAACUGUGGUGAGAGCUGUGGCUCAGCUGGACGAGACAGUCUGGAAAUAUAUGAAUGACUUGUUUGAUGCUGAGCUGCAGAGGGUCCAACAGUAUGCAGUGGAUGUGACUCUGGAUCCUGAUACAGCUCAAACUAAUCUAAUCCUGUCUGAUGAUGGAAAACAAGUGCACUGUGGUGAUGUGAGGAAGAAUCUUCCAGACAACCCAGAGAGAUUUUCUUACUGUCCUAUUGUUUUAGGAGAGCAGAGUUUCUCUUCAGGCAGAUUUUACUUUGAGGUUCAGGUUAAAGGAAAGACUAAAUGGGAUUUAGGAGUGGCCAGAGAGUCAAUCAACAGGAAGGGAAACAUCACACUGAGUCCUCAGAAUGGUUUCUGGACUGUAGUGCUGAGAAAUGGAAAUGAGUACAUAGCAUGUGCUGACCCUCCAGUCCGUCUCUUUCUUCUUCCUGGUCCUGAGAAGGUGGGGGUGUUUGUGGAUUAUGAGGAGGGUCUGGUCUCCUUUUAUGAUGUAGGUGCUGCAGCUCUGAUGUACUCCUUUACUGGCUGCUCCUUCACUCACAAACUCUACCCAUUCUUCUGUCCAAGUCUAAGUUAUUGUGGUACAAACUCUGCACCUCUAAUCAUCUGUCCUGUCAAUCAAACAACAUCAACGACUGAUUUUAUUUGAUGAACUGAUUGAUUUUUAUUGAAGGGAAGAAAUGAACAUAUUGAGUGUAAAUACUCUACAGUGUCUGAAUUGACCUAGCUAGAAGUCUGACUAGCUAUCUAAACAGCUAAACAUGAACCCAGAAACUCCAAAAAGUAGAUGAGCUCUUAAGAAGUUUACUGGUUAUUUCAUUUUCUGAAACUGCAACAAUAAAGGGAAUGUGCACUUUCUGUGCUCAGAAAGUGAGGACAGUGAGCUUUAUUGUAAAGUAAAAAACAUUGACUAUGAUCAUAUAAAUGCACACAAACACAUCUCUCCACACAUAUGCAAAUGCAUUAUAUUGCCUGAAAAAAUGGGCUAGAGGCAACGAAUGAAAAUGAAGAGUUUUAUUGUAUGAAUAAAUUUUAAAAAGUAGAACAAACAAUCAAAUAUGCUUCUUAACAUAUUCAUGCACAUACAAGUAUAAUUUAAUAUACAUUUAUUUCACUAUAAACAUGUAAAAUAGUGAUCUUUAUCUUGCCUCCUAAUGGAGAUGUCUCUCAUGUAGUGCAGCUUGCAGAAAGGGGUCCUCCCCCCCAAAAAAUGAAAGUCACACCACCUUCAACUCAUCAUUUUAUUGGAAAGAGAUGUGUCUGGUAGCAUUAUUUGAAAAAAAA